Drosophila montana is the source of this 819-nucleotide messenger RNA. RefSeq lists its product as uncharacterized. Gene Ontology annotation, cellular component: nuclear body. The record is from RefSeq and is a predicted model, not a curated record. The coding region runs from base 75 to 767 and encodes 230 amino acids. NCBI's taxonomy places the organism in Eukaryota, Metazoa, Arthropoda, Insecta, Diptera, Drosophilidae. The transcript has 3 exons. Gene Ontology annotation, biological process: positive regulation of DNA-templated transcription.
CUCAUUCCAGCACAUCCCUAAUCAACUUUGUUUUGUUAUUUUGUUGAUUUUUGCGCUAAAAAUUCGGUUAUCAAAUGAGUAAAGAGCGUAAGCCAGCCGUUUACUGGAUAAACACGCACGAAGAAAUACUCUUUAGGCUGUGGCAUCAAAACCUUGAUGAGCUGAGAACCAAACGCCCAACCAGGCAAGUAUAUCAGGUAAUUGCCGAGAAACUCAUUGAUGCCGGCUUACAACUAGGAUGGAAAGACGUACGGACGAAAGUUGAUAACCUAACCAGAAAAUACAAAGAGGAGCUGAAAAAAUUACGCUCAACGGGCCAGGCCUCAAACUGGAAAAACUUUGAACACAUCCACAAAAUUCUGGGAGAAGCCAAAAGCGACGAAAAGGUGUCCAACGAGCUAGAGCAGAGUUCCGACAUGAUUUUGACCAAGGAAGAACACUUUGACUUCGAGGAUUUACCAUUUAGUACCUUUUCCGGCGAGGAGGUCAUAGUUGAUCAGCACUUGGAGAACCUAGACUUCGGAGAGCCAAAGUUCUUUUCAGAAACAGCUGAAUAUGUAACAGAGAGUCCUGCUCCCAAGAAACGUAAACUCGCUAAAGCAAGCCAAUUGACGCCGUAUGAGGCGGCAAUGUUAGAAAUUGAAAGAGACCGCUCGGAUCGGUUGGAGCGCAUUGCCAUGUGCCGGCUGCAGGUGAUGAAACGCAUGGCAGCGGAAAACGCCGCUUUUCAUAGUAAAAUUUUAGCUUUAAUGAAGAGCAAAAAGUAAUUAGGUAUAAAUUUAAUUUAGCUAGCUUAUAAUAAAUGUUUGUUAAUAUUGA